Molecule: messenger RNA, 952 nt
Organism: Aphanomyces astaci
Lineage: Eukaryota; Oomycota; Saprolegniomycetes; Saprolegniales; Verrucalvaceae
Exons: 1
Coding region: 10-849 (279 amino acids)
Molecular function (GO): protein binding
Source: RefSeq, a predicted model, not a curated record
GAACGAACGAUGCCACAACUAGCCGCCACGACGGUCAUCCUCCUGUCCCUCGACCUCUGGCGCAUUGUGACCGCAUUUCAAACUGGCGUGUACCUUCAUAUGCAGCCGUUGGCCAAGCUGGCGGCUCUUCCCAAACACUACAGAAGCAACGAAGGCAAGAUCCGCGACUGGAUCCAGACAUUGGACGCGGUGCUAUCCCCCUGGUACGCCACGUACGGCACGUCUCGCAUUGGGCUGUUGAUACUCACGCUACCUCGCAUGCGAGACUUGAUGAUCACGCACGCCGUGUACUUCAACGAUGUGGACCGGUUGGCAUUUCUGCACGCGACUUUCGACGUUCGACGAUGCCGACAAAAUCUCCUGAACCUGGCCGCAGCCCAAGGCCACGACGCGUCGGUGGCGUAUUUGCAUUCGAUUGGACAUCAAGGCUGCAACACAGGCGCGAUGAACUUGGCGGCGCAAUUUGGACAUCUCAGAAUCGUGCAAUUUUUACACGCCCACCGCACCGAAGGCUGCUCGAUUCGCGCAAUGGAUGCCGCCGCACGCGAAGGUCACUUGGAUGUAGUUCAGUGGCUUCACUUUAACCGAACCGAAGGCUGUACGAUCGACGCCAUGGACGAAGCCAGUGCCCGUGGCCAUCUGGAGGUCGUCCAGUGGCUCCACCAGAAUCGUCGGGAAGGGUGUUCGUUCCGAGCUAUGGACGCAGCCGCGGGCAAUGGCCACUUGGAAACUGUGACAUGGCUGCUUGAGAAUCGCACCGAGGGGUGUACCCCCCAGCUGUCGAAGCCCUCCGAUUUCGCCACUUGGACAUGGCGGUGUUCUUGUCGACAAAGUACAAUCUCGAUCUAACUUUAAAGGGUGACCUUACUGGGCAGUCGCCUCCAAAUGUGCCCCACUUUCGAAAAGUUGGCGUCGUGGAACAAAGACACAGGAUAAGCCAACCGCUGUUGGC